Molecule: messenger RNA, 4809 nt
Organism: Pseudogymnoascus verrucosus
Lineage: Eukaryota; Fungi; Ascomycota; Leotiomycetes; Thelebolales; Thelebolaceae
Exons: 4
Coding region: 1699-3801 (700 amino acids)
Biological process (GO): intracellular signal transduction
Source: RefSeq, a predicted model, not a curated record
CUCAUCGAAAACCCAAAUCGAAAUACAGGACAAGACAAUACAAGACAAAUAUCCAAAACUCUUCAUUCCCGCCGGCGCUAUUAUCACCGCUACCUAUUGGCUUUAUUGGCAUUAUUGGCAUUAUUGCCUGUUUCGUCGCUCUGACUUUUUCUUCUCCGCUGCGGACACAAAGGAGACGCAAGGGAGACAGGACCAAGACUAUCUAUCUACCUUACUACUACUACUCUCACACACGGACAAUCAACAGAACGAGCGCUCGUCCCACAACGCGCCUUGCAGCCUACCGAGGUUUCGCCAUAAUUAGAAAAAGGGUGAAAAGAAGAAGAAGAGGCAAGAGGCGCAAGAGCUAUAACCCGAAAGAGAAUAAAACCGGAAUCAAAUCUGAUUGCCUUGUGCGUUUGUGUCAGUUCCAAGCAAGUUAUACGGGGUAUCUCUCUCUCACACACACAUAAACUGGAAUCUGAACUGGCCUUCCCAAAGAAGAGACGCUGCGCCGAACAAGAGCGAGACACAGAAGUCUUGGCUCUUUCCAAGCCCCCCCCACUGAAUCAAUCAGGCUCACUGCCCGUUCACUGGCGGCCACUCUUGUGCAGCACAUCACACAGAAUCACUUAACUCGGUCUUUUCAUAUGCGGAUCACCGCCACGAACUGGUCACACUGACACCAACUCGCCCUAAAAACUACCACACGAUUUUCACUCACACGCACGAUUUUCCCACGGCGACUCCACGAUUCUCCCACGUUGCAUUUGUGUGCUUUUUAUCCCUAAAACUGAAGCCGAGAACACCGACGACCUGGUCGCUCACUCCGGCACAUACACCGAUCAAGGCAAGACAUAUACAUUCACAGUCACAAAACUACAUCCGACAUUCACACGAAUUCACACGCAUUCACACACACGACCUACGACUUACUUACGACCUUCGAUCCACGACCCAUGCUUUGACACAAAACCAGUGUAUAAUACAUAUAUACUGUAUACUGCACUAUACCCGGCUUGCUUCACCUCACCGUGCAUACUUCUUAUACCCUACCCUACCCUUACCAUACAUACAUACAUACUCUUAAAAGUGGAAUUGGAAAUUCUUUAUCCCAGCCACUGGAACAUCCACGGAACAUCCACUUUACGGGGUAAAAAGAGGUACAAAUACAAACUCUACAAAAUUCCACCUGCUGGGAUAUACCUGGCAUAUAACGAGGCUAGUCUGGGGGCUUUAUUAUUCAGGUGGGUCCCUUUUUCCCAUUUUUGAUCUUAACCUGGUUCCCUUCUCCGUCAUCUUUUUUAUUAUUACAUUACCACCAAACUAUUCCCUUUUGCCCUUUGCCCAAACACGACUCAACCCACCGUCAACCAAGCGUCAAUCCGGCUCCGGCUCCAUAACUCUCUCACGCUCUCACGCUCAUACGCUCAAUUCACCGUUCCUCACUACUUCACUACCGCCCGCGCCUGCCUUACUACUCCCUUACUACUCAUUACUCAUCUCACUCUACCUCACUCUACUUCCUCUACAUACCCACGCCGCCCAUUUUUAUUAUUACAAGGCGCCUGCCGCUAUUUAUUACCAUUCUUAUUACCGCAGCCGACUAUUCGCUCGCUCCCUUCACAGUAGUUCCAGUCACAAAACACUACUACUAGUCCCGGUCAAUCUAGUGAUCGACACUUCGAAGGCGCAAGCCCUCGAGGUUGUUUCGUGUAGAUGGCCCUAACCAAGUCUUCACAUCCCGAACACCAUUUGUCUACCCUGUCUCGAUCCGACUUUCCAGAACAGCCACAAUUCUUUCAAGAUUCUGUCGACUCCCUCGCGACAUCUUCUCUCACCGAUUCACAACCUUCGCCGGAGAAAAACCCCUCCAUCGACACCCUCCUUCGAGUUCGUAGCAACUCCAAGCAGCGCCAGUCCACCCUCUCCACCACCUCGUCGAGAAGCAGUCGCACCAACCUUCUCACCUUUGCUGCCCUUGCACGAGACAAGACCACCAGCGCCAUUGCCAACUUCUCCGAUCCCGUCACACGAGCACAAGUCUCCCGCAAGAACUCCCACAAUCGCCGCACUGCCGGUGACAGCGAGAAGAGCCCCGAGCGGAAAUCCGACUCCUCGCGAUCCAUUCCUCCCCAAGCGAAAGAAUCACAAUCCAUAAUAGCUACCCCACGUCCGGGCCUUCAGGACACGGAGCCGCCCUCUCAGUCGUACGAGGAUACGGACGCGAACACCCCGACACCUAGGAAGGUAGGAGCACCGGAGCAGAGCACGAUGCACCAAACCUCCUCGCGCUUGUUGCGCAUGACAGAGGAUGACAGGCCAUUCACCAGAGAUUUCAAGGACCUCUUCGCAACACUGAUCGUCAGCCUCCCCCUCGAAUCCCACCGCCGCAUGUUCAACAAAUGCGAGCACUCCUUCCUGUCCGAAGAGGCAAUCAACAAUUUAGGAUCCUUAAAAUUCUCCCAGUCCAAUCGCAUGCCAGAUCCAAAGGACCCCUCGCGGAUCGUCACCACAACCACCACCACCACCUUCUCCAUGGCCCGCGAUAUGGCCAGGACCGUGUGCCAGCGCUUUGUGGAUGCCCGGUUCAUUGAGUCUGCAGACGGCAAGCAGAUCAGAGAGUUCAACCUGAAGGGCACGCUAUGGCAGCUCACGCCCAAGGGCAUCCACGUCCUAGACCGCUUCUGCUCCAAGAACGGUAUCCAGCAACGGCAUGUGGUUGAUCUCGUCAACUCGCCCAAGAACACUAUGCAGCUCGUCGUCUUAGAACGUGACAGCGUCACGGAUGAGAUCUCGCAAGAUCGCGGGACGGUGGAGGUCCUGUUCCGCCGCUUCAUUGGCGCCAACGGACCCAACAUCAAGAGCAGCGUGUCGGCGGCCGAUUCGGAUUCCCUGAGCGAAUACAAGGAUGGCUUGGCGGGAGUCAGGAUGGCUGGUGAGCGCAAGAUCGGCUCCCCGCAGCGGACGGUGCUGCAAUCCUUCACCGGGAAGGCGGCGGUGGACUGGCUGCUCGACUGCUGUACCACCGUGGACAAGAACGAGACGAUGAAGAUCGCCGCGCUGUUCCUGGAGCACGACUUAUUAUGGUGUGUCCUGUCGGACAGGUCGUACACCUCCCAGUUCCCGGGACACAAGUUCCAACCUACCAAGAUCGCGAUUUACCAGAUGACACAGAAGGGCAAGGAUGUCAUCAACAUGUCCAGUACCCACAGGCUCUCCAACGGCGACGUCGACAGCCCCUCGAGUAGAGUCGGCGUCUCCCGCGAUUCCAACACGCAGAAGCUGGACAAGAUCCUCACAGAUGCGGCUCUGCGCCUGCUCUUCCGCGAGCAGCUCCGUGAUACCCAUUGCGAGGAGAACCUCAGCUUCUACCUCGACGUCGACGAGUUCCUGAAGUCCUGCACAGAUGCCCUGCAAGGCAUGUCUCCUUCCUCGCGCGCCAAGAACCCCGAUAAGAGUCUCGAUGCGAUCAAGGAAACCAUGGCCUCCGCGUAUGGUAUCUACAACGCUUUCCUCGCCCCCGGCUCCCCCUGCGAGCUUAACAUCGACCAUCUUCUCCGCAGCCAGCUCGCCUCGCGCAUGACCAAGGCAGUCGGCCGCGACGAUGCCAUGAUCGAGAGUCUGAAGGAGGUCAUCAAGCUGUUUGAGGAGGCGCAGCUGUCCGUGUUUAAGCUUAUGGCAAGCGACUCGGUGCCUAAAUUCAUGAAGAGCGCCAAGUACGAACAGACCCUCAAGAACUACGACUUCGACUCCAUCCCCGCCCACCCUGCCCCCGGCCAACCCCGCUCCCACGGCUCCGUCAACCGCUCAUCCCGCUGAGCCUCAGCCGUCUAUCUGGCAGCUCCCCAGCUGCCCCGGAUCCCCUCAUGAACGAUCAGCAUAUACCCACGCCAGAAAAUUUCCAUAAUUCCCAAAGUCAUGUCAUGUCGUCAUUUAGCGUUACAUACCAAAUAGACCGGCCCCGGCCCAAACCCCCCCCAUCCCCAGAAGCGUUUGCCUCGCAGCAAUCCAAUCACCUACCCACUACAAAAAACCUCACAUACCGACCUACCACCAACCUUCAACAUAUUACAUCUAUCACAUCCACAUAUGAAACCGCUUUUUCCUCCUCAAAAUCAAAAUUUCAGCUCUGCAUUCUCAUGGCGUUUUCAUCAUCAUAUUCGGGCAUUUCAAGAGAAAGACGGGGGGGUCAAGGAAAGGGGGGGGGAAGGACGGGCAAAACAAGACAUGUUGCUGUUGUUGUUUUUGCUCGCUCAACUGUUGUUGCUGCUUCUUUUUUGUUUUUUUCGCGCGCGCGCAAAUAUACUACUGCCCUGUACUCGUAAUAUAGCUUUUUGCUUUGUUUAUUUUGAUUUCUUGUUUUUAGCUUCUCGCCGCUGCGCGCCCCUCGGGGGCUGUUUCGACGCUUCGCGGGGGCGCGGGGAGGGUGAUGCAUAUACGGGCAUUUUAUGAUGGGGAAGAAAGAGAAGAGGAGAGAAAGAGAAGAAGAGAAGACGAAGAGGGGGAGGUUGGGAAGAGGGAGAAGAAGCAGAAAGACAUUACAGCAGGAUAAUAAUCGCUCAACUCUAGACAUUUAUUUGGCGGCGCUCCUCCUCCUCUUCUUCGUCUUCUUCUUCUUCUUUUAUUAUUGCUUUUUUUGGUUAUUUUGCGUCGUUGCUUUUUUAGUUCACUUUAGAUUAGGAUGGGAGGGGGGGAUACCCUGAGAUGAGAAGGAGGUGCUUUGGACGGACCUUUUGUGUUUGAAAGGCGUCGGUGCAUACACGCAUGGCUGGCUGGAUGGAUGGUGCGGCCGUGGAUUAGAGUAGGAAUGAUAGCCUCUUAAUGCCG